This is a messenger RNA of Capsella rubella, 729 nucleotides long. Its product is annotated as peroxiredoxin-2A. The record is from RefSeq and is a predicted model, not a curated record. The transcript has a single exon. Gene Ontology annotation, molecular function: protein binding. The coding region runs from base 1 to 729 and encodes 242 amino acids. Lineage: Eukaryota; Viridiplantae; Streptophyta; Magnoliopsida; Brassicales; Brassicaceae.
AUGACUACGGCAAAAUUAAUAAGGUUGACAGCUAAAAUCGGUAUGUUUAUAGAUUAUGAUUUCAGACGUUACCACGAAAACCCUUCUUUAUGGUUUGAAAUAUAUGAUUUUGAUUCGGAUUCAUGGACUACUCUUGAUAUCACCCCACACUGGCUUAUAAUAAUAUCUAUCCAUGGCGUUUCUGUCAAAGGAAACACUUAUUGGGGUGUUGCUGGAAGAAAUGCUUACGCACUCAUUAAUCAUAUAAUCUGUUUUGAUUUUACAAGAGAGAGAUUUGGACCGCAUCUUCCUUUGCCGAUUAAGGCUUGGAGUGCACAAUGUGUGUCACUAUCUUCCGUUAAAGAAGAGAAGAUCACGGCUUUACUUCAACGAAGCGAAACAUACAAUAAGCUUGAGAUAUGGAUUACGACUAAGAUUGAGGCCAACGAUGUGUCGUGGAUCAAUCUAUUCACGAUGGAUACAUCAUCCAUUGAGAUGUUUUCAUUUAAGAGUUUCUUUGUUGACGAAGAGAAAAAAGUUGCUGUGUUUUUAGGUAGAGAAGAAGAAGAUAUAUACGGCCUUAUAACUCACGAAACUAUUGAUGUCAUUGGCGAAGCUGGAUGCUUGAAGAAAUUGGUUCUUGGUGAACCUGAAGACAAAAAUUGUUGGCCACUUGUGUGCUCUUAUGUUCCAAGUACGGUGCAAAUCAAGCAACAUGAAGUAGGCACAAGGAAAGAACAAAGCUAUUAG